Molecule: messenger RNA, 1480 nt
Organism: Daucus carota subsp. sativus
Lineage: Eukaryota; Viridiplantae; Streptophyta; Magnoliopsida; Apiales; Apiaceae
Product: meiotic recombination protein DMC1 homolog
Exons: 14
Coding region: 374-1234 (286 amino acids)
Biological process (GO): mitotic recombination; chromosome organization involved in meiotic cell cycle; DNA strand invasion
Cellular component (GO): nucleus; condensed nuclear chromosome
Molecular function (GO): DNA strand exchange activity; ATP binding; single-stranded DNA binding
Source: RefSeq, a predicted model, not a curated record
AUAGUCAUAUCCUUCAAACUCGGGUUUCUUUUAUUAAAAUAAUCUACAGUGAUAUAUCGAUUUUUGAUGAAACUUGAACUACAACUUAUUUAGAACAUAGAUGAAACUUGAGGCCAGGCCUCACUUAAUAAAGUCAGAUUGUCACAGCCAGUUCAUUUGUAUAUUCAUUCUUUCAGCUGUCCAUAAAUGAAUAUAUUCCCUCAUUUCGGAUUUUCUUUUUACCUAAACGUUUCCGUUUACAAAACUAUAGUUCUCUUUCUCAUGUUGAUUGAGAUUCACAAGUUCUAGCUAUCUGAUAGUGACUAAUCAUGGGAUCAAUUCUGGAGAUGUGAAGAAGCUUCAAGAUGCAGGGAUCUAUACUUGCAAUGGCUUGAUGAUGCACACGAAAAAGAAUUUAACUGGCAUCAAAGGGUUAUCUGAAGCAAAAGUUGACAAAAUCUGUGAAGCUGCUGAGAAGAUAGUGAAUUUUGGGUAUAUUACUGGAAGUGAUGCUUUGAUCAAAAGGAAAUCUGUGGUUCGAAUAACAACUGGAAGCCAAGCUCUUGAUGAACUUCUAGGCGGUGGCAUAGAAACUAGCUCGAUCACGGAAGCUUUUGGAGAGUUUAGAUCUGGGAAGACACAGCUUGCCCAUACUCUCUGCGUUUCAACACAGCUUCCUACUCAUAUGAAAGGAGGAAAUGGAAAAGUUGCUUACAUUGAUACUGAAGGAACUUUCCGACCAGAUCGAAUUGUACCUAUUGCUGAAAGAUUUGGCAUGGAUGCUGGAGCUGUCUUAGACAAUAUCAUAUAUGCACGUGCAUAUACAUAUGAGCACCAGUACAACCUACUUCUUGGUCUAGCAGCCAAAAUGUCUGAAGAGCCCUUCAGACUUCUGAUCGUUGAUUCUGUUAUUGCUCUGUUCCGAGUGGAUUUUACAGGAAGAGGAGAACUUGCAGAUCGUCAGCAAAAACUUGCUCAGAUGUUAUCCCGCUUGAUCAAAAUUGCUGAGGAAUUCAAUGUAGCAGUUUAUAUGACGAAUCAAGUUAUAGCUGAUCCGGGUGGUGGAGUAUUCAUAUCAGAUCCCAAGAAGCCAGCAGGAGGACAUGUGCUUGCUCAUGCAGCCACAAUACGGCUGAUGUUCAGAAAGGGCAAAGGUGAACAGCGUGUUUGCAAGGUGUUUGAUGCACCCAACCUCCCCGAAGCUGAAGCAGUGUUCCAGAUAACAGCAGGUGGGAUUGCUGAUGCAAAGGACUAAAGUUCAGUGCAGAAAAGGGGUUAUAGCUCAUUGCCUCUACUUAUGUUGUUUACUUGGCUUAAAUGUUUAGUUUCAGUAUUAACUGGUCAAACUUAUAAACAGAGUACUGAAGCUGCGCACUUCUGGCAAUUGCAAUUAUUAUUUUAGAAUGUAUCAGCAGCUUGCUGAGGUAAAAGCAUUUGCAGAUUACAUCAAACUUGUUUGAUAUGGUAUAAUUUGUUAAUAUAUGAGCCUAUUUGCAUGGUA